Rhineura floridana is the source of this 3431-nucleotide messenger RNA. RefSeq names its product hexokinase 3 (gene HK3). NCBI's taxonomy places the organism in Eukaryota, Metazoa, Chordata, Lepidosauria, Squamata, Rhineuridae. The transcript is spliced from 17 exons. Gene Ontology annotation, biological process: intracellular glucose homeostasis; glycolytic process; glucose 6-phosphate metabolic process. The coding region runs from base 1 to 3240 and encodes 1079 amino acids. The record is from RefSeq and is a predicted model, not a curated record. Gene Ontology annotation, molecular function: D-glucose binding; ATP binding; mannokinase activity. Gene Ontology annotation, cellular component: cytosol; mitochondrion.
AUGUCGGAGGACCAAGGCCAAGGCACAACUCGCAGAGACUCUUGUCUCAAGGCAGGGGCAGCUGCUUCUGGUUCCGGUGUGCCAGAAACCAUGUCGGGUUUUAAUCCAGCUACCAGGGGCGGUUCCAGAGUUUCCUUUUUGCUAAAUACCACAUCAGAUUCCAGCCCAUCUUCUGAGAACGCUCGCAGGAUUUCCCUUGUGAUAAAUACUUCAUCGAAAACAAGUGCAGGCUCCAACACCUUCUUUGCUCUUAACAAGUCAGGGCCUGGGCCCCUAGAUUCUUUUGAGACGAAUAAGUUUGGCCAAGUGUCAAGGGACUCUUUCUAUGUUCCCACGCAGGAGGCCAGUGCUGCCAGUUCUUCUUUUUUGGCCUUUACCAUGUCACAUACAUCUUCACCACGAAGCUCCAGGGAAACUCAUCUUGUUCCCAAGCCAAAGACAAGUCUUGCUGCUAGUUCAUUUGGGGCCAUGUUCAGGGAGGACUUAUCUGGAGUCCCAGAGAUCAGGGAAACCCGCAAACUUAUUCCCCACCGUGAAUCCUCUAAACUUUCUUCUGUUCCUGAGCAGAUCCAGAAACAUGUACAGCCUUUUUACCUAGCCAAGGAGCAGCUUCUGCAUGUGAGGAAUGCUGUAUUAUCUGCCAUGGAGCAGGGCCUAAAGCAGAAGGUUAAAGAUGCCCUCCCUUUACCCAUGCUGUCUUCAUAUGUUUGUGCCUUGACUGAUGGCACUGAGCAAGGGGAUUUUUUGGGUCUAGAAAUGAAGCAUACUCAGGUGAAGGUCUUGCUCUUGCAACUGUCCAGUGACCGUGAGGAGUCAAUGGUGAUUAAGAAAAGGAACUUUGCAAUUACUGAGAAGAUUAUCAAUGGCAGUGGGGAGCAGCUUUUUGAAUUCUUGGCACAAUGUGUAGCCAUGUUUUUGGGUGGACUUGACAUCAGCGUAAAAUAUUACCCGCUGGGCUUCUGUUUUCCCUUCCGUUGCGAACAUGUCACAAUAAACCAGUGUAAGUUGAUCAAAUGGUCAAAGGACUGCCGGUGGCCAGGUGUGGAGGGGCGUGAUGUGUCACAAUUACUUCAAGCAGCUCUUAACCAGCAUUGCAAGAACUACCAAGUUGAGGUCCUUGCUGUAAUAAAUGACGCAGUGGCAACCAUGUUGAGCUGCCAUUCUGAAGAAGAGCAAUGUGAGGUUGGGCUAAUAAUAGAUGCUGGCACUAACUGCUGUUACGUGGAGGAGACACAGCACAUGGCAGGCUUGGAGCAAAAGCAGGGAUGCAUGUGUAUCAGCACAGAAUGGGGCAGUUUGGGGAAUGCUGGCGAGUUGACAGAUGCAAUGACAGAGUAUGACCUGCUAAUGGAUAAACAGUCCAUGGACCAAGGCAGAUGCAGGUUUGAGAAGAUGGUCAGUAGCUUUUAUCUGUGUGAUACUAUCCGAGUUGUUCUGGCUACUAUGGCUGAGAAAGGUGAGCUCUUCAGUGGGGUCCUGACUCCCACUCUACUGACCAAGGGAAAGCUGCAGCUCCAAGAUGUUGUGGAGAUCAUAGAUGAAAAGGUGGGCCUGGCAAAAACCAAGAACUUCCUUUUUCACUUGGGAAUGGUGGCAAGCAACCAAGACUGUUUCCACGUGCAGCAAAUAUGCCAAGCGAUAUAUGUCCGUUCCGCCAAUCUCUGUGCUGCUGGACUGGCUGGUGUCCUUACUCAUAUCCGUGUUGCUCAAGGGCUGUCAGAGAUGAAGAUCUUUGUGGCUGUGGAUGGAGACUUGUACAAGAGCCGGGCACAGUAUGGUGAGAUACUGCAAGAGACGUUGAAGUCACUGGCUCCUGAAUGUACCGUCACCUUUGUCACGUCAGAGGAGGGCUGUGUUCUUGGGGCUGCCAAGGUGACAGCUGCAGCAGUGAGGCUUAGAAACCAGCAUGAAGUAGUUGCCCAGGUCCUGGCACCUUUCCGACUUUCUGUGUUGGACCUUGAAAGACUGCGGACCAUGAUGAGACAGGAAAUGGAGAAGGGUCUGUCAAAGGAGACACACAGCUCAGCCAGUGUCCGCAUGUUGCCCACUUAUGUCCGCAAUUUGCCUGAUGGCAGUGAGAGAGGGGAUUUCCUGGCACUGGAUCUGGGCGGAACUAAUUUCCGAGUGCUGUUGGUGCAGGUGCGAAGCAAGGAGGAGGGUGGUGUGCACAUGACCAGUGAGAUUUACAGCAUUCCACCAAAAAUUGCCCAAAGUAAUGCAAAAGAGCUCUUUGAUCACAUUGUUCGCUGCAUUUUGGAUUUCCAUACCAAGCAUAGCUUAGCAGGCCGCACACUGCCACUGGGUUUCACUUUUUCCUUUCCCUGCCAUCAAAUAAACCUGGACAAGGGCAUCUUGCUGAGAUGGACCAAGGGCUUCAGUGCCACAGGCUGUGUGGGAGAAGAUGCUGUGAGUUUGCUGAGAGAGGCUGUACAACGUCAAAAGGACGUCGAUAUAGACGUGGUUGCCAUAGUGAAUGACACAGUAGGAACCAUGAUGGCAUGUGCCUAUGUGGACCCCAACUGUGAAAUUGGCCUCAUUGUUGGUACAGGAUGCAAUGCUUGCUACAUGGAGGAGAUGAGGAAUGUGGGCACUGUGGAGGGUGAUGAGGGCAGAAUGUGUAUCAAUAUGGAAUGGGGGGCAUUUGGAGACAACGGUUGCCUUGAACACUACAUAACAUCUUAUGACGAGAAAGUGGAUGCAGCAUCCCUCAAUAUUGGCCAGCAGAGGUAUGAAAAAUUCAUCAGUGGCAUGUAUUUGGGUGAGAUUGUGCGUUAUAUUCUGCUGGAUCUAGCAUCGCGUAAGGUCCUCUUCAAGGGUCGAUCGUUACCUGUACUUAAGACCAAAGACAUCUUCCCCACCAAAUUCCUAACAAACGUUGAGGACAGCCCAGGCCACCAUUUCGUAUGUAACAUCUUGGAAGAAUACGGGUUGAAUGUAUCUACAGAGGAUGCCCUGGUGGUAAAGGAAGUGUGCCAUGUCGUGUCCUCACGUGCUGCUAAGGUGUGUGCAGCUGGAGUGGCUGCUGUUGCAGAGAAGAUCCGACAGAAUCUGCGCAAGUCAAAGUUGGACGUGACAGUUGGCGUGGAUGGGACAGUUUACAAGAUGCACCCUUAUUUUGCGAAAAAGCUUCAGGAUACAGUGGCUCUGCUGGCUCCAAAUUGCAACGUAAAAUUCUUGCUGUCAGAGGAUGGUUCAGGGAAGGGGGCUGCACUGAUUGCUGCUGUGGCCAGCCAUAAAUAAUCCAAACAUGCACUUGACCUCCAGGAACCAGGACACCAGACCAUUCUUUACAAUGUUCAGAUCCUGACCUACAGCCGAGCAUUUCACCCUUCUUUGUGGCAGUUGUGACAAAAUUGCAGGAAAAGCAAGUUAUGUCAGUAGUGGUGUUCCUUCUGUCUAGCUCUCCUUACCAUCUCUGAUUUGCGCUCCAG